This is a messenger RNA of Papilio xuthus (Asian swallowtail), 7317 nucleotides long. It is a transcript of the gene Prp8, whose product is annotated as pre-mRNA processing factor 8. Gene Ontology annotation, molecular function: U1 snRNA binding; U6 snRNA binding; pre-mRNA intronic binding. The transcript is spliced from 35 exons. NCBI's taxonomy places the organism in Eukaryota, Metazoa, Arthropoda, Insecta, Lepidoptera, Papilionidae. Gene Ontology annotation, biological process: spliceosomal tri-snRNP complex assembly; mRNA splicing, via spliceosome. The record is from RefSeq and is a predicted model, not a curated record. Gene Ontology annotation, cellular component: U5 snRNP; catalytic step 2 spliceosome. Bases 156 to 7250 code for a protein of 2364 amino acids.
AUGAAAAACAAAUUACAAAUGGCUGCCGUUUUUGUAAUGCGUGAUGCGUGUGCGAAUUAGAAACUUUUAACGGAAUCGUUUACUUGUGUUUUUUUUAAUACUGCGAAAAAUAUUGAUCAUCAUACUGUAGCGCAGGACGAAAAAGGCGUGCAGCUAUGUCGCUGCCGCCGUACCUUCUGGGGCCCAACCCCUGGGCCACCAUGAUGGCGCAGCAGCAGCUGGCGGCGGCGCAGCAGGCGGCACUGCAAGCGCACGCCGCCGCUGCUGCUGUCAUGCCUCCGGUGCCGCCAUCACAACCACCGAAGCCGCACCACAUACCGGAAGAGAAAAUAAAGGAAAAAGCUCAAAAAUGGUUACAAUUACAAUCAAAACGAUUUGCGGAGAAGCGCAAAUUUGGAUUUGUGGAUGCUCAGAAAGAGGACAUGCCACCUGAGCAUAUCAGAAAGAUCAUAAGGGAUCAUGGUGAUAUGACCAGCCGGAAAUACCGUCAUGACAAACGCGUUUAUCUAGGAGCUCUAAAAUACAUGCCACAUGCAGUCAUGAAGCUCCUAGAAAACAUGCCCAUGCCCUGGGAACAGAUCAGGGAUGUAAAGGUUUUAUACCAUAUCACUGGUGCUAUAACAUUUGUAAAUGAGAUUCCAUGGGUUAUUGAACCAGUGUACAUAGCUCAGUGGGGCACUAUGUGGAUUAUGAUGAGAAGAGAAAAACGUGACAGAAGACAUUUCAAGAGAAUGAGAUUUCCUCCAUUUGAUGAUGAGGAACCUCCAUUGGACUAUGCAGAUAAUAUUCUUGAUGUUGAACCAUUAGAACCAAUUCAAAUUGAAUUAGACCCUGAAGAAGAUGCAGCAGUAGCAUCAUGGUUUUAUGAUCACAAACCUCUCAUGGCGACUAGGCAUGUGAAUGGCUCCACAUAUAGAAAGUGGAAUCUGUCUCUACCACAGAUGGCGACGCUGUACCGUCUUGCAAAUCAACUUUUAACAGAUCUGGUGGAUGACAAUUACUUUUACCUUUUUGAUUCAAAAAGUUUCUUCACUGCUAAAGCUUUGAAUAUGGCAAUACCAGGUGGGCCUAAGUUUGAGCCACUGGUCAAAGAUAACUCGGCAGGAGAUGAAGAUUGGAAUGAAUUCAAUGACAUCAAUAAAAUUAUUAUAAGACAACCAAUCAGAACUGAGUACAGGAUUGCAUUCCCAUAUCUCUAUAACAAUUUGCCACAUUUUGUUCAGUUAUCAUGGUAUCACACUCCAAAUGUGGUUUACAUUAAAACGGAAGAUCCAGAUCUACCAGCUUUCUAUUUCGAUCCAUUGAUCAAUCCUAUCUCACAUCGACACUCUGUUAAGUCUUUGGAUCCAGUACCAGACGAAGAUGAAUUUGUACUUCCUGAGGAUGUAUCACCAUUCCUCCAGGAGACUGCUUUGUACACUGAUAAUACUGCUAAUGGAAUUGCUUUGUUAUGGGCACCAAGGCCAUUUAAUAUGAGAUCAGGACGCUCACGUCGUGCUAUCGACGUGCCAUUAGUAAAGACUUGGUACAAGGAGCACUGCCCACCUGGACAACCUGUGAAGGUCAGGGUCUCUUACCAGAAAUUGCUUAAGUACUAUGUACUGAAUGCAUUGAAGCAUAGACCUCCAAAACCACAGAAAAAGAGGUACCUUUUCCGAUCUUUCAAAUCUACAAAGUUCUUCCAAACCACAACAUUGGAUUGGGUGGAAGCAGGCCUACAAGUAUGCCGACAGGGUUACAACAUGUUGAAUCUGUUGAUUCACCGCAAAAAUCUGAACUAUCUUCAUCUUGAUUACAACUUCAACUUGAAACCAGUGAAAACACUCACCACUAAGGAAAGAAAGAAAUCACGAUUUGGAAAUGCGUUCCAUUUAUGUCGUGAGAUCUUACGUCUCACCAAACUGAUAGUGGACUCGCACGUUCAGUACCGUUUGAACAACGUGGACUCAUUCCAACUGGCUGAUGGGCUGCAGUACAUUUUCGCUCAUGUCGGCCAACUCACUGGCAUGUACAGAUACAAGUACAAACUAAUGAGGCAGAUUAGAAUGUGCAAGGAUUUAAAACAUCUCAUCUAUUAUAGAUUUAAUACUGGUCCAGUGUCAAAGGGUCCGGGAUGCGGUUUCUGGGCGCCAGGAUGGCGAGUAUGGUUGUUCUUUAUGCGCGGUAUAACACCUCUGCUAGAACGCUGGCUCGGAAACCUUCUAUCCCGACAAUUCGAGGGAAGACAUUCCAAAGGUGUGGCAAAGACGGUUACGAAGCAGCGCGUCGAGUCUCACUUUGACCUAGAGCUGCGAGCAUCCGUCAUGCACGAUAUCGUGGACAUGAUGCCCGAAGGUAUCAAGCAGAACAAGGCCAGGACUAUUCUGCAACAUUUGUCCGAAGCAUGGAGGUGCUGGAAGGCGAAUAUUCCAUGGAAGGUGCCAGGUCUACCAACACCUAUCGAGAACAUGAUCCUCCGCUACGUAAAGAUGAAGGCGGACUGGUGGACGAACACAGCGCACUACAACCGUGAGCGCAUCCGGCGAGGUGCCACCGUCGACAAGACUGUUUGCAAGAAGAACCUCGGCAGGCUCACGCGUCUCUACCUCAAGGCUGAGCAAGAGCGACAGCAUAACUAUUUGAAGGAUGGGCCCUACAUCUCACCAGAAGAAGCCGUGGCAAUUUACACUACAACAGUCCACUGGCUGGAAUCUCGCCGAUUCGCUCCCAUACCCUUCCCGCCGCUGUCAUACAAGCACGACACGAAGUUAUUGAUCCUUGCGCUGGAAAGACUGAAGGAAGCCUACAGCGUCAAGUCUCGGCUCAACCAGAGCCAAAGAGAGGAAUUGGGACUUAUAGAGCAGGCGUACGAUAAUCCUCACGAAGCACUCUCUAGGAUUAAACGUCAUUUGCUCACACAGAGAACUUUUAGAGAGGUGGGCAUUGAAUUCAUGGACCUGUACUCUCAUCUUGUACCAGUGUAUGACGUAGAACCACUCGAGAAGAUAACAGACGCGUACCUAGACCAAUACUUGUGGUACGAAGCUGACAAGCGUCGGUUGUUGCCGCCCUGGGUCAAACCCGCAGAUACUGAGCCGUCGCCGCUGCUCGUCUACAAAUGGUGUCAAGGUAUAAACAACCUACAAGAGGUGUGGGAGGUUGGUGAAGGGGAGUGCAACGUGCUGCUGGAGUCGCGCUUCGAGAAAUUAUAUGAGAAAAUCGACCUUACGCUACUCAAUCGACUGCUGAGGCUCAUCGUGGACCACAAUAUCGCCGACUACAUGACCGCUAAGAACAACGUUGUCAUCAAUUACAAAGACAUGAACCACACGAACUCGUACGGCAUAAUCCGCGGCCUGCAGUUUGCUUCGUUCAUCGUGCAAUACUACGGCUUGGUACUGGAUUUACUCGUGUUAGGGCUACAACGUGCCAGCGAGAUGGCCGGCCCACCGCAGCUGCCCAAUGACUUCCUGUCUUACCAGGAUAGACAGACAGAGGUCACCCACCCCAUACGACUGUAUUGCAGAUACGUCGACAGAAUUCAUAUAUUCUUCAGAUUUACGGCGGAAGAAGCCCGCGAUCUGAUCCAGCGCUACCUGACUGAGCACCCCGACCCCAACAAUGAGAACAUCGUAGGCUACAACAACAAGAAGUGUUGGCCUCGUGACGCCCGCAUGCGACUCAUGAAACACGACGUCAAUUUGGGUCGUGCAGUGUUUUGGGACAUAAAGAACCGUCUGCCGCGCUCUGUCACCACCAUACAAUGGGAGAACAGUUUCGUUUCAGUGUAUUCGAAAGAUAAUCCAAAUCUUUUGUUCAACAUGGCCGGUUUUGAAUGCAGAAUAUUGCCAAAAUGUCGCAGUCAAAACGAGGAGCUAUCGCACCGCGACGGAGUAUGGAACUUGCAAAACGAAGUGACCAAGGAGCGCACCGCGCAGUGCUAUCUACGAGUAGAUGAUGAGUCGCUCGCACGCUUCCAUAACCGUGUGCGACAGAUACUCAUGGCUUCGGGCUCCACCACCUUCACUAAAAUUGUCAACAAGUGGAACACGGCACUUAUUGGUUUAAUGACAUACUUCCGUGAGGCCGUCGUCAACACCCAAGAGUUAUUGGACUUGUUGGUGAAAUGCGAGAACAAGAUACAAACCCGUAUCAAGAUUGGUCUCAACUCCAAAAUGCCUUCGCGUUUCCCGCCCGUCGUUUUCUACACGCCGAAGGAGUUGGGAGGUCUCGGAAUGUUGUCUAUGGGACAUGUGCUCAUACCACAGUCUGACCUCCGCUGGUCUAAGCAAACCGACGUAGGCAUCACUCACUUCCGCUCUGGUAUGUCGCACGACGAGGACCAGCUGAUUCCCAACUUGUACCGGUACAUCCAGCCUUGGGAAGCCGAGUUUGUUGACUCGCAGCGUGUGUGGGCAGAGUACGCUCUUAAGAGACAGGAAGCCAAUGCACAAAACAGGCGUCUAACACUCGAAGAUCUUGAAGAUUCUUGGGAUAGAGGCAUUCCAAGGAUCAACACACUGUUCCAGAAAGAUCGACACACCCUCGCUUAUGACAAAGGCUGGCGUAUACGUACAGAGUUCAAACAGUAUCAGGUGUUGAAACAGAAUCCAUUCUGGUGGACUCACCAGCGCCACGACGGCAAGUUGUGGAACUUAAACAACUACCGCACUGACAUGAUUCAGGCGCUCGGCGGAGUCGAGGGAAUACUUGAACAUACCCUUUUCAAGGGCACUUACUUCCCCACAUGGGAAGGUUUGUUCUGGGAGAAAGCCUCAGGAUUUGAAGAAUCAAUGAAAUACAAAAAGUUGACAAAUGCCCAACGAUCUGGUUUGAACCAAAUUCCAAACCGUCGCUUCACACUAUGGUGGUCACCUACUAUAAACAGAGCCAACGUGUACGUCGGUUUCCAGGUGCAACUGGAUCUGACGGGCAUUUUCAUGCACGGCAAAAUUCCGACAUUGAAAAUCUCGCUCAUUCAAAUAUUCAGAGCUCACUUGUGGCAGAAAGUGCACGAGUCAAUCGUCAUGGAUUUGUGUCAGGUGUUUGACCAAGAACUGGACGCGCUAGAAAUCGAAACAGUGCAGAAAGAAACAAUUCAUCCUCGAAAAUCGUAUAAGAUGAAUUCAUCUUGCGCGGAUAUCCUUCUCUUCUCUGCAUACAAGUGGAAUGUGUCCCGACCAUCGCUGCUAGCCGAUUCCAAAGAUACCAUGGACAACACAACGACGCAGAAGUACUGGCUGGACAUCCAGCUGCGAUGGGGCGACUACGACUCGCACGACGUGGAGCGGUACGCGCGUGCCAAGUUCCUCGACUACACCACCGACAACAUGUCCAUAUAUCCCUCUCCCACAGGCCUUCUCAUCGCCAUCGACCUCGCAUACAAUCUGCACAGCGCGUACGGCAACUGGUUCCCGGGCUGCAAGCCGUUGAUUCAACAAGCGAUGGCCAAGAUAAUGAAGGCCAAUCCUGCGCUGUACGUGCUGCGCGAGCGUAUCCGCAAGGCGCUACAGCUCUACUCCUCAGAGCCCACAGAGCCCUAUCUCUCCAGUCAGAACUACGGAGAGCUGUUCUCUAAUCAGAUCAUUUGGUUCGUAGAUGACACAAAUGUGUACAGAGUGACAAUACACAAGACAUUUGAAGGUAACUUAACAACCAAACCCAUCAAUGGUGCCAUCUUUAUCUUCAACCCGCGCACAGGACAGCUGUUCCUCAAGAUCAUUCACACCAGUGUGUGGGCCGGACAGAAACGUUUGGGACAGCUCGCUAAAUGGAAAACAGCAGAAGAAGUCGCAGCGUUGAUUCGGUCCCUGCCGGUUGAAGAACAGCCGAAACAAAUUAUUGUCACCAGAAAGGGAAUGUUGGAUCCUUUGGAGGUCCACUUGCUCGACUUCCCGAACAUUGUGAUCAAGGGCUCAGAGCUGCAGCUGCCAUUCCAGGCCUGCCUCAAGGUGGAGAAAUUCGGCGACUUGAUCCUGAAAGCUACAGAACCACAGAUGGUUCUCUUCAACCUUUACGACGAUUGGCUAAAGACAAUCUCAUCAUAUACUGCGUUCAGUCGUCUGAUCCUGAUCUUGCGCGCGCUGCAUGUGAACACGGAGCGCACCAAGGUGCUGCUGAAGCCGGACAAGACGACUCUCACUGAGCCCCACCAUAUCUGGCCCACGCUCACCGAUGACGACUGGAUCAAAGUCGAGGUGCAGCUCAAGGACUUAAUACUCGCUGAUUACGGCAAGAAGAACAACGUGAACGUAGCCUCACUUACGCAAUCCGAGAUCCGUGACAUAAUCCUUGGUAUGGAGAUAUCGGCCCCAUCAGCACAGCGGCAGCAGAUCGCGGAGAUAGAGAAGCAGAGCAAGGAGCAGAGCCAGCUUACCGCCACCACCACGCGUACCGUCAAUAAACACGGCGACGAGAUCAUUACUUCCACUACCAGCAAUUAUGAGUCGCAGACCUUUAGUUCAAAAACGGAAUGGCGCGUCCGUGCGAUAUCAGCGACGAACUUACAUCUGCGUACAAAUCACAUCUAUGUCAGUUCUGACGACAUCAAAGAAAGCGGCUACACAUACAUUUUGCCAAAAAAUCUGCUCAAGAAGUUUGUCACAAUAUCAGAUUUACGGGCACAGAUCGCGUGCUACCUGUACGGCUCGUCGCCACCGGACAACCCGAUGGUGCGUGAGGUGCAGUGCGCGGUGGUUCCUCCGCAGUGGGGAACGCAUCAGCAGGUGCACUUGCCACGCCAGCUGCCACGUCACCCCGCGCUCGCGCACUUGCAGCCGCUCGGCUGGAUGCACACGCAGCCUAACGAGCUGCCGCAGCUAUCUCCACAGGAUAUAACUACACAUGCCAAAAUAAUGGCAGAGAAUCCAACGUGGGAUGGAGAGAAGACGAUAAUAAUAACUUGUUCGUUCACGCCGGGCUCGUGCUCGCUGACCGCGUAUAAGUUGACGCCGAGUGGGUACGAAUGGGGCGCCAAGAAUACGGACCGCGGCAACAACCCUAAGGGCUACCUUCCCAGUCACUACGAACGUGUGCAGAUGCUGCUCUCUGAUCGCUUCCUCGGUUACUUUAUGGUGCCUUCGCAGGGUAGCUGGAACUACAACUUUAUGGGUGUCCGGCAUGAUCCGAACAUGAAAUACGGUGUACAGCUGGGCAAUCCGCGAGAGUUCUACCAUGAAGUGCACCGGCCGGCUCACUUCAUGAACUUCGCCGCAAUGGAGGAUGCCACAGCGCCGAUGCUCGCUGCCGACAGAGAAGACCUCUUCGCAUAGAAAUAAUUAAUAUUAAGAAUUGGAAUUUGAAUUGAAAAACUGUUUAUUAUAAGCUUAAUUUUAAAUA